ACUCCUUUAUCUGAAAUGGUUUGGUCCAAACACAAAGGUUUGGGUCUUCAAGAUCUUGCUUCGCGUUUAGGUGAAAAGAAAGCCUCUCAAUUAUGGAAUACUGAAUCCUUCAAUAUAGUAAUUUCAUCACCAAAACACGCUGAUCAUGGGGAGAGUAGCCACUCUAAAGAUCUUGCUGAAGUUGGUUUAAAUUUGUUGCAGUUGAAACCAAAUUGUGAGGAGAAAAAUGGUGCUUCAAGGAAAAAUGAAUCUGUGAUUAGGAAUGACGAACAAGAAUCAAGAAAUUACGGAGAUUUGAACGUCUCAAACAAAAGGGAGGUUAAUUUAGGUAAAGGAAUUCCAAGAAAUAAUCAGUUAGCUGAUAAAGAAGUUGAAAACACUAGCCAGUCUGUUGAUACAAUCCAGGUCAAGGAUCUUUUUUCAGGUCCAAAUAAGCUAGAUCAAACUGCCGAAUGUUUAUCGUAUAACUUGAAGGAGCGCAAUGGUAAAUCCUCCGGCAACUUUAUAAAAGAAUCAGAUCAAAUGGAAGUCUGCGAGACCUCCAGCAGGGCAAUACAACCUGCUAACCAAGGUUUCACACAUGGAAAUCCAUUAAUGGCAUCAUCAGGCUCAAAAUUAAUGAAUACCGCUGAAAGGAAAUGUUUUAAAAUGAUUGAUUUUGACAUCAAUAUUCCAGUCAUACAAGAAACUACAGAAGAAGAUGAAGUUGAAUCUUUUCGAGCACAUCACAAGGGCAAAUCGACUCUUAUAGAAUCAAGUAAAAGUAAAGGUAAGGCACAAGUUACAUCUUUUGCUGACGAAAGUGAGAGUUCAAAGGACAGUGGACAUAGCCAUGAUAGUGCUGAAAGCAGCAGCAGCAAAUGGCUUAUAUCAACAAGCAAGAGAGCAAGGAGCUACAAGUUAGAGACAUCCGUGGAGAACAAAAGGCUAAAGAAACAAAGCUAUGAAGGAUGCAGCUCAGGGUCUGGAGGGAGUUCUUUCAUGAAUUGGGUAUCGACAAUAACCAAUGGAUUUUCUGGGUUUGCUGAAGCCAGGCCUUUGUCAUUUGCACCGCCACCCUUUUCAUAUAUAGAAGGAAACCCUAAAAAUCUUUCUUUAUCUCAAGGCAAAGAAAUCGGUGUUACCUACAAAGAUAUGGGUUUUAAAUCUCUCUUUCGAUCCUUAGUCCCCCCUGGCUACAACAUGAAAAGUAGUACCAAUAUGCAUCAAAUCACAGAACCUAUGGCUGCGAAAGAUCUAAAUGUAGAAUGCAAGAAGCUGGAGUUUAAUUUGCACAGGAUACUUCCUACUGAUGACCGGAGAUUAAAUAUAGUCAAUAGAAAUGACUCGCACAAUGAAGUUUCUCUUCAAGCAGAUAGGCUUAAAAAAAAUCUUCAACAGGGUGAAGAAUUUGGCGCAGCUAAUGGCAAUGUAUCCCUGGGUUCUUCAGCAUUGUCUACCAACAACAAAAAUAAGCUUCUUCAGAACUUAUGGAUUACUCGGUUUUCUCCAAAAGUUUCUUCAGGUAUGCAAAUUUCGGUAAAUGAGGAAGGUAUGGAUACUCGGACUUAAGAUAAUGCUGCAGGUAGCAAAGAUCGUGACUGUCUCCUUCCUGUACAAAGCCAAAUGAGUGAUCUUGAUGUGGAAAAGCUUAGUGUUUUUGAGAAUGGGAAGCAGAAGCUCAAGUUUCGGAAAAUGCUCUAUUUCGCUAAAAGGAGUUGAUACCCUUAGACAUUCAGAACUUUAGAAAGUUGCAGGUAACAUAAUAAUCACGGAACAGGAGCGUGUUGGCUGUAAAAACUGAGCUCUGAGGAUCUCGCACACUCAAGAUUCUGAACUCGACAUCCAUGCAAUUCUGUGUUACUUGAAAUGGCUCCUCCGCCAAUUCAUGUGAUGAGAGUUUAUAUAUAAGAAAUUGUGAAUCUAUUGUUAUUUUUUUGGUUCAAAAGUUCAGAAUGCCAUUGGCUUAGUUGCUAUCUACAAUGAAAAAUUAUUUAUAUUUGAGUA
This is a messenger RNA of Asparagus officinalis (garden asparagus), 1986 nucleotides long. RefSeq lists its product as uncharacterized. Lineage: Eukaryota; Viridiplantae; Streptophyta; Magnoliopsida; Asparagales; Asparagaceae. The transcript is spliced from 3 exons. Bases 16 to 1551 code for a protein of 511 amino acids. The record is from RefSeq and is a predicted model, not a curated record.